Messenger RNA from Hyaena hyaena (striped hyena), 7790 nucleotides. It is a transcript of the gene NCOA3, whose product is annotated as nuclear receptor coactivator 3. Gene Ontology annotation, biological process: positive regulation of transcription by RNA polymerase II; cellular response to hormone stimulus. Bases 223 to 4455 code for a protein of 1410 amino acids. The record is from RefSeq and is a predicted model, not a curated record. NCBI's taxonomy places the organism in Eukaryota, Metazoa, Chordata, Mammalia, Carnivora, Hyaenidae. The transcript is spliced from 23 exons. Gene Ontology annotation, molecular function: protein dimerization activity; nuclear receptor binding. Gene Ontology annotation, cellular component: nucleus.
GCGGCGGCCGCGGCGGCUUAGUCGGUGGCGGCGGCAGUGGCGGCGGCUGCGGGCUGAGCGGCGAGUUUCCGAUUUAAAGCUGAGCUGCGAGGAAAAUGGCGGCGGGCGGAUCAAAAUACUUGCUGAACAGUGGAGUCACAGACCAAUAAAAAUAAGCUCCUACUUGAACGUCAUUUGACUGGUUAGCCAGCAUUCUUUCUUAGUUGCUGAUGUACUGGCACAAUGAGCGGAAUAGGAGAAAACUCCUUGGAUCCACUGGCCCCUGAUUCACGAAAACGCAAAUUGCCGUGUGAUACCGCAGGACAGGGCCUUACCUGCAGUGGUGAAAAGUGGAGGCGGGAGCAGGAGAGCAAAUAUAUUGAAGAACUGGCUGAACUGAUAUCUGCUAAUCUUAGUGAUAUUGACAAUUUCAAUGUCAAACCAGAUAAAUGUGCAAUUUUAAAGGAAACAGUAAGACAGAUCCGUCAAAUAAAAGAGCAAGGAAAAGCCAUUUCCAAUGAUGAUGAUGUUCAGAAAGCUGAUGUUUCCUCUACGGGGCAGGGAGUUAUUGAUAAAGAUUCCUUGGGACCACUUUUACUUCAGGCGUUGGAUGGUUUCCUGUUUGUGGUGAAUCGUGAUGGAAACAUUGUAUUUGUGUCAGAAAAUGUCACACAGUACCUGCAGUAUAAGCAAGAAGACCUGGUUAACACAAGUGUCUACAGUAUCUUGCAUGAAGAAGACAGAAAGGAUUUCCUUAAAAACUUACCGAAAUCUACAGUCAAUGGAGUUGCCUGGACAAAUGAGACCCAGAGACAAAAGAGCCAUACUUUUAAUUGCCGUAUGCUGAUGAAAACACCACAUGAUAUUCUGGAAGACCUAAACACUAACCCUGAAAUGCGCCAGAGAUACGAAACAAUGCAGUGCUUUGCCCUGUCUCAGCCGCGAGCUAUGAUGGAGGAGGGGGAAGAUUUGCAAUCCUGUAUGAUCUGUGUAGCACGCCGCAUUACUACAGGCGAAAGAGCAUUUCCUUCAAACCCUGAGAGCUUUAUUACUAGACACGAUCUUUCAGGAAAAGUUGUCAACAUAGAUACAAAUUCACUGAGAUCCUCCAUGAGGCCCGGCUUUGAAGAUAUUAUCCGAAGGUGUAUCCAGAGAUUUUUUAGUCUUAAUGAUGGUCAGUCAUGGUCCCAGAAACGUCACUAUCAAGAAGCUUAUAUCCAUGGCCACGCAGAGACCCCAGUGUAUAGAUUCUCAUUGGCUGAUGGAACCAUAGUGACUGCACAAACCAAAAGCAAGCUCUUCCGAAAUCCUGUCACAAAUGACCGGCAUGGCUUUGUCUCAACCCACUUUCUUCAGAGGGAACAGAAUGGGUACAGACCGAACCCGAACCCUGUUGGACAGGGCACUCGGCCUCCAGCAGCUGGAUGCAGCAGUUCGGUGGGCGGCAUGAGCGUGUUGCCACACCAAGGCUUACAGGUGCUGAGCGGUAGGCCCUGUGGCUUGGCCGGCCCCAGCUCCACGGGGCAGAUGAAUGUGCCUCGCUACGGGGCACCCGGUACUGUCGCCUCACUGAACCCUGGGCCAGGAAUGCAGUCUCCCUCCUCCUACCAGAACAACAGCUGUGGCCUCAACAUGAGUAGCCCCCCCCAUGGGAGCCCUGGCCUUGGCUCCAGCCAGCAGAACAUCAUGAUUUCCCCUCGUAAUCGUGGGAGUCCGAAGAUGGCCUCACAUCAGUUUUCUCCCGUUGCAGGUGUGCACUCGCCCAUGGGAUCUUCCAGCAGUACUGGGAGCCACAGCUUUUCUAGUAGCUCUCUGAGUGCUCUUCAAGCUAUCAGCGAGGGUGUGGGGACUUCUCUUCUCUCCACUCUGUCUUCACCAGGCCCCAAGUUGGAUAACUCUCCCAAUAUGAACAUAAGCCAGCCAAGUAAAGUGAACAGUCAGGAUUCCAAGAGUCCUUUGGGCUUGUAUUGUGACCAGAAUCCAGUGGAGAGUUCAAUGUGCCCGUCAAACAGCAGGGAUCACCUCAGUGACAAAGAAAGUAAGGAGAGCAGCAUCGAAGGGUCAGAGAAUCAGAGGGGUCCUCUGGAAAGCAAAGGUCAUAAAAAAUUACUGCAGUUACUGACCUGUUCUUCUGAUGACCGGGGCCAUUCCUCCUUGACCAACUCCCCCCUGGAUUCAGGUUGCAAAGACUCUUCCAUUAGUGUCACCAGCCCCUCUGGGGUCUCCUCUUCGACCUCUGGAGGAGUGUCCUCCACCUCCAAUAUGCAUGGGUCACUGCUGCAGGAGAAACACCGGAUCCUGCACAAGCUGCUGCAGAACGGGAACUCCCCGGCAGAGGUAGCCAAGAUCACCGCCGAGGCCACAGGGAAGGACACCAGUAGUUCAGCGUCUUGUGUGGAAGGGAGUGUCAAGCAGGAGCACCUGAGUCCUAAGAAGAAGGAAAGUAAUGCGCUUCUUAGAUACCUGCUGGACAGGGACGAUGCUAGCGAUGCUCUCUCUAAAGAACUGCAGCCCAAAGUGGAGGGAGUGGACAGUAAAGGGGGUCAGUGCAGCAGCUCCGCCGUCCCUAGCUCGAGUCAAGAGAAAGACUCUAAAAUUAAGACAGAAACGAAUGAAGAGGGAUCUGGAGAUUUGGAUAAUCUAGAUGCUAUUCUUGGUGAUCUGACUAGUUCUGACUUUUACAGUAAUUCCGUAUCCACAAAUGGUAGUAAUCUUGGAACCAAGCAGCAGAUGUUUCAAGGAACUAAUUCUCUGGCAGGUUUGAGGAGCCCACAGUCUGUGCAGUCCAUCCGUCCUCCGUACAGCCGAGCCAUGUCCCUCGAUAGCCCUGUGUCUGUCGGCUCAAGUCCUCCAGUAAAGAGUGUCAGUGCUUUCCCCGUGUUACCGAAGCAGCCCAUGCUGGGUGGGAAUCCGAGAAUGAUGGACGGUCAGGACAAUUAUGGCUCAACUAUGGGUGGACCAAACAGAAAUGUGACCGUGAAUCAGACUGCUUCCUCAGGUGACUGGGGCUUACCCAACCCAAAGAGCAGUAGAAUGGAACCAUUGAACUCCCCUUCCAUGGGAAGGCCAGGAGCGGAUUACAGCGCUGCUUUACCCAGACCUGCGAUGGGUGGCUCGAUGCCCACAUUGCCUCUUCGGUCCAACAGCGUCCCAGGUGUGAGACCAACGUUGCAGCAGCAGCAGCAGCAGCAGCAGCAGCAGCAGCAGCAGCAGCUGCUUCAAAUGCGGCCCGGUGAAAUUCCCAUGGGAAUGGGGGUCAGUCCGUACGGCCAGGCAGCACCGUCUAACCAGCCAGGUUCCUGGCCAGAUGGCAUGUUGUCCAUGGAACAAGGCCCUCAUGGGACCCAAAAUAGGCCGCUUCUUCGGAACUCCCUGGAUGACCUCCUGGGGCCACCCCCUAGCCUGGAAGGGCAGAGUGAUGAGCGGGCGUUGUUGGACCAGCUGCACACCCUCUUGAGCAACACGGAUGCCACGGGCCUGGAAGAAAUUGACAGAGCUCUGGGCAUCCCUGAACUUGUAAAUCAGGGACAAGCUUUGGAGUCCAAACAGGAUACCUUCCAAGGCCAAGAAGCGGCAGUGAUGAUGGAUCAGAAGGCGGCACUAUACGGGCAGACAUACGCGGCACAGGGGCCUCCGAUGCAAGGAGGCUUUAAUCUUCAGGGACAAUCACCAUCUUUUAACUCUAUGAUGAGUCAGAUGAGCCAACAAGGAAGUUUUCCUCUGCAGGGAAUGCACCCACGGGCCAGCAUCAUGAGGCCCCGGACCAGCACCCCGAAGCAGCUCCGAAUGCAGCUUCAGCAGAGGCUGCAGGGCCAGCAGUUUUUGAAUCAGAGCCGUCAGGCACUGGAAAUGAAAAUGGAAAACCCCGCUGCUGGGAGCGCAGCAGUGAUGAGGCCCAUGAUGCAGCCCCAGGUAAACCCCCAGCAGGGUUUCCUUAAUGCCCAGAUGGUCGCCCAGCGCAGCAGAGAGCUGCUCAGUCACCACUUCCGGCAGCAGAGAGUGGCCAUGAUGAUGCAGCAGCAGCAGCAGCCCCAAGCCUUCAGCCCACCCCCCAACGUGACCGCCUCCCCCAGCAUGGAUGGGGUGCUGGCCGGGCCUGGGGUGCCGCAAGCCCCGCCCCAGCAGUUUCCAUAUCCGCCGAAUUAUGGGAUGGGACAACAGCCAGAUCCAGCUUUUGGGCGAGUGUCUAGUCCUCCCAGUGCAAUGAUGCCCUCGAGAAUGGGGCCCUCCCAGAGCCCCAUGAUGCAGCACCCCCAGACCGCGCCCAUGUACCAGUCCUCGGAGAUAAAAGGCUGGCCGUCAGGAAACCUGGCCAGGAACAGCUCCUUUCCCCAGCAGCCGUUUGCCCACCAGGGGAGCCCCGCGGCGUACGGGAUGGUGCACAUGAAUGGCAGUGCUGGUCCCAUGGGGCAGGUGAACGUGAGCCCCAUGCCCAUGUCCGGCAUGCCCAUGGGCCCUGAUCAGAAAUACUGCUGACGCGUCUGCACCGCCAGGGACAUCACUGCGGGAGUGACGCUGCGCCAGGCUUGUUGGGAAUGAGGACUGUGUCCCACACCCGGCUCUGAAGACGGAAGCCGCUUUGAUCUCUGUGGAGGGCGCCCCGUAUGGUGUCAGUGGAGCAGGACUGGGUUUGAAAUUGCAGUGCGAUGUCUACCUGUAUUCUUCCUCCUUCUGUGUAUCAUGGAAUUCAAAACGGAUAGUUGUUGACCUUCUUCCUCUUAGGGAUGUGAUUCUGGAGGUACGGAGUUACUGAUCACAAAACUCACCUGUGUCACUUCUUUCUGCCUGGCUGUCGUGGCGUUGCACAUCAGUGUGGGCGGGCUAGAGAACACUGGCCAUGUCUGGAGAGAGCAGGGUGCCUGGUCUGUCUGGUGGCGGUGCCAGGCGAGGAGCACGGUCCCACACGUCACGUGUCCUUGUCGCCGUCGGCUCGUUGCGUGUUCUCACCCUCUGUCCUGAGAAGUUGGUAUUUCUGAAUUCUUGUCCUUUAAUGGUUGUGUUGAGUUGCUCCGAUCCUGUUCUCAGUUGUCCUGGACUCUUUCCUAAAUAGGAAUUUCCUCUGUCCCCAGCGUCCUGUAAUACUUCGCCUCCAGGAACUGUCCUUCAUGUCAGAUGGCUUUGCAGAAGGGGGAACGAGAUGACAGUAUUUAAUUGCAGCAGUAGCAGUUUUUCACAGGUUUGUGUGCAGCCGAGUGCACUUUAUUUAAAAAGUGAUGGACAAAUGCAAUACUCCGGAGGUCUUGAGGAAACGGCGAGCCACAUUCCCUCCCGGUUUCGUCUGAACGAAGCAGUUAGACGAGAACGGUGAUUGUUUUGUCGUCGCUGAGAGUGCCGGUGUCACCCUUUGCCUAUAUGGUAGAGCAAUAAUGCUUUUUGAAAAUAAACUGCAGAAACCCCAGGCUAGGUGCUGCGUUCUGAAUCAGAAUCUUGCAGUGUUUCUGUGAACAGAGUUGCUUUUGUAAAUACGGUCUUUAAGGUAUUGUAUUAUGUAAAAUAUGUAUAUACCUUUUUUGCAGGUCACACCAACUCAUUUUUACAGAGUUUGUGAAGCUAAGUAUUUAACAUUGUUGACUUUGGAGAGCUUAGUGCUGUGAGGCUGCAAACUGCAGAGGCAGCCGCUGCAUUGUUUGGCUUGGGGGAGGGGGAACUGUGGUCUGCAGCAACCCCCCCCCCAAAUCCCAUGUUAGGUGGUUCCCUUUCAAUCUCCUAAAUCUUAAAUGCUUUUUAAAAGGUCAUUUGUUUAGAUGCAGGCAUUUUAAAUUUGUCUUUUUAAAUUCCUCUGCCGGAACUAAGCACUUUGUUAAUUUUAGAGGAAAGAAUAGAUACGGGGAAAUAAACUUUAAAAAAAAAAUCAAGAAUUUUAAAAGAUCAAGCGAUUUAACAAAGAAUCUUGGAUGUUAAGUGGUCCAUAAAUCAAUAGGAAUCCAUAGUAUUUUGUGUUUUAAUUGAAAUAUAUUGCCUCUCACACGUUGCAGGAGUCACCCUAAGGUUUUGGUUGCUGGGACCCAAAUCCCACCUUGAGCCCUCAGGGGUGGAACCCUUGACGUGUGGCUUCCGGUGUCCCCUUGGCUCUCUGUCUCUGUGAUGUGCCCUCGUCCCUGAGAACUAGAGCGGCUGCAUGGUGGAUUCCUAGGAAGCUCACCCCCAGGGUAGCCAGGUUUACGAGUCUCAGAGCUGGAGCCCAGCGGAGCCCAUGCCCGUCCCCACUCUGCCCUCGCUGCCCCCGCCCCUCUGCACUGUUGCCAGGCUUUGACACUUGUUUUAGUCCGUUGGGGAUAGAGAAAAAAGUCCAUUUAAUUCCUCUUACCUGGUUUAUUUUAUUAGCUUCAGAUAAAUAGUUGAGUGAAGUUGGGUUCUAAACAUGUCUGUGAGUCUCCAGGGUCUCUGCUAGCUUUGGGGUCAAGUUCUUAGCAAUAACCGAGAGCCAGUUAGUUUUUCUUUUAUUUCAUACACGUUGAGGCAAUUUUUCUAGAUGUCUCCGAAGGUAAGAUCAUUUCUUUGAUUUCUGGGUAAGUGAAGCCUGUAUUUCCAGAACCACCAGUGGAAUAGAUUUGGGUGUGACCCCCCCGUCCCCCACCACCCAGUUAACAGUAAGUCUAAGACUGUAAAUCUGUCAGCUUCCAUCACAGCGGCCUGCACUUUUCAGACCCCAUGUCCUCCUGCCCGGAGCCGCGGCGUCGGGUGGCUCUGACCUUUCUUGUUUAAGUCACGUGUGCGCUGGGGGAGACAGAAGGUGCUCUUACCUUUCUUGACUUUUAAAAAGUAAAAACAACAAAAUACAAAUUUUUUGAUUCUUUUCCUCAGUCCCGGCUCCAGGCUACCUGGAGGGCGGUGUCCCCUUUUUAUAUGGAAAAAAAAGUUUAUUAUAAGUUUUUAUAUUUUCUACUUGUUCGUUUUAUUGGUGCAGACUUAAAAAUUUGAUCUUUCUUUUAAUAGAUGCCGUCUUUUGAAAUCAUUUGUUUUUACUUUUAUUGCCCUUUUAUCUUUUUUGGGUAAUUCUCUUUGUACUCUGGCUGCCUACCUCUCCUCACCCCCACCCCCCUUUUUUUAAACCUUGGUAUCCGUUUCAUCUGCUUUUAGAACGUGUGAUAUUUCCAGUACCUACUUUUUUGCUGAGUCCAAAGAUAUAUAAAUAUAAAUAUAUAUAUAUUUUAUAAAGAUCUAAGUGAUAUAAAGGAGAUAACGUUUCUUCCUUUAUGCAAACAGAGAGGAAGUCGUCGUUAAUGUUCAUAUUAUGAUGUCGCUUUUCUAAGUUGUGCAUCUUGAUGGGAAGGUGUAAAUAUCAAUCGCCAGGACUGCGUAGUUACUUGGUAUUUAAUGUCUAGGUGAGUUGGGGGUAUGGGUGGGGGUCGUACGGAACACAGGUGCUUGCCAUCUGCCGUGGGCUGCCUGUCCACACGCCUGUCCGGCUCCAGGAGUUUGAGUCACGAGUGGGGCGUCCCAGGUGUGAGGCCUGCAGGACGGUGGAUCCCCUGCUUCAGGAGGGACAGGAGCUGCCAUUCAGCUCCAAGGCCAACCGUUUGACAGUAACGACAAGGUAGUUUGUUCGUUCUCUCUCUCUCUUGCCAGUGUGUGGAAUUGCGAUGGUGGAAAUGUCUUUCUGAGAGCAAUAUUUAAAAUUCUCAGGAAUUGGCGUAUAGUAUUGAGAAUGAAUUCAGUUUCAAUCAAGUUUACAUUAAAUGUUGGUUUUAAAAAUCUAAGUCAUUCUUUACACGGCAAAGAACACAGACCACAGGGGGUACUUGUGAGACGGACGGCUUUGCCGAUCAUUUUGAUGUCUCUGUAAAUAAAGGUUUCUAUUUAAAAUCGAA